CCUAAUUCCUCAGUACAAAAAUAUUCCAGUCACAUUGACUGGAUCAUAGCUUUCAGGGCAGGGCAGCUGUGCACACACAGCCCAGUAAACAGCAGUAUACACAGCUGCAGGGAACACUCAGAGAAGAGAGCUGCAGCAGUGAGUGACAAUGGAUCUGAUGCCAGACUUUUCCUUAGAAACCUGGGUUCUCAUGACUACCAGCCUGGUGCUCCUGUAUCUAUAUGGCACCUCUACACAUGGACUUUUUAAGAAGCUGGGCAUCCCUGGGCCAACACCUCUGCCUUUCCUGGGCUCACUCAUGGGUUGCCGCAAGGGCACGUGGGAUUUAGACAUGAAAUGUUAUAAAAAAUAUGGAAAUAUGUGGGGAUUGUUUGAGGGUCGGCAGCCUGUGCUGGUCAUCACUGAUCCAGAGAUGACGAAAAAAGUGCUGCUGAAAGAAUGUUACUCCAGCUUCACAAACCGACGGUCUUUUGGGCCAGUGGGAAUUAUGAAAAAUGCCCUCACCAAUUCUAAGGAUGAAGAAUGGAAGAGACUUAGAACACUGGUGUCUCCAACCUUCACUAGUGGAAAACUCAAGGAGAUGUUACCCAUCAUUUCCCAUUAUGGAGAUGUGUUGGUGAAAAACCUGAGUCAGGAAGCAGAGAAAGGCAAGCCCGUCAACUUGAAAGAAAUCUUUGAGGCAUACAGCAUGGAUGUGAUCACUGCAACAUCGUUUGGAGUGAACAUUGAUUCCCUUAGAAACCCACAGGAUCCCUUCUUGAAAAAUCUCAGGAGGCUAUUAAAUCUUAAUUUGUUUAGUCCUUUACUUUUCUCAGUUACACUCUUUCCUUUUCUUACCCCAGUAUAUGAAGCAUUGAAUAUCAGUAGGUACCCCAGAGAUGUUACAGAAUUUUUGAAAACCUCUGUUGAAAAGAUUAAAGAAGAACGUCUCAAAGAUAAGAAAAAGCACCGAAUGGAUUUUCUACAACUGAUGAUUAACUCCCAGAAUUGCAAGGAAGUUGAUUCCUACAAAGCUCUGACUGAUACAGAGUUGGUAGCCCAGUCAAUUGUCUUUCUUUUUGGUGGCUAUGAGACCACUAGCAAUACUCUUUCUUUCAUCAUGUAUUUAUUGGCCACUCACCCUGAUGUUCAGCAGAAACUGCAGCAGGAGAUUGAUACAGCUUUUUCCAAUAAGAUGCUUGUCACAUAUGAUGCUGUCAUGCAGAUGGAAUAUCUUGACAUGGUGGUGAAUGAAACUCUCAGAUUAUACCCACUUGCUGCCAGAAUUGAGAGGAUAUGCAAGAAAGACAUUGAAAUAAAUGGGGUAUUCAUUCCCAAAGGGACAGCUGUGGCAAUUCCGACAUAUGUCCUUCACCAAGAUCUGAAGUACUGGACAGAGCCUUAUGAAUUUCGCCCUGAAAGGUUCAAUAAGAAAAAUAAGGACAACAUUAAUCCUUACGUAUACCUUCCCUUUGGAGCUGGUCCUCGAAAUUGCAUUGGCAUGAGGUUUGCUCUCAUGAACAUAAAACUUGCUCUGGUCAGAUUAAUGCAGAACUUCUCCUUCAAGCCUUGCAAGGAAACCCAGAUUCCCCCUAAAUUAGCCACACACGGAAUCCUCAAGCCUAAGAAGCCCAUUAUUCUAAAGAUUGUGUCAAGAAAUUGAACUGUACAUCAAGCUUGA
This is a messenger RNA of Ochotona princeps (American pika), 1660 nucleotides long. Its product is annotated as cytochrome P450 3A6-like. Gene Ontology annotation, molecular function: iron ion binding; heme binding; oxidoreductase activity, acting on paired donors, with incorporation or reduction of molecular oxygen, reduced flavin or flavoprotein as one donor, and incorporation of one atom of oxygen. The record is from RefSeq and is a predicted model, not a curated record. The transcript has 13 exons. Gene Ontology annotation, biological process: steroid metabolic process; oxidative demethylation. Lineage: Eukaryota; Metazoa; Chordata; Mammalia; Lagomorpha; Ochotonidae.